This is a messenger RNA of Peronospora belbahrii, 342 nucleotides long. The record is from the annotation of a GenBank genome assembly. Lineage: Eukaryota; Oomycota; Peronosporomycetes; Peronosporales; Peronosporaceae.
AUGACUGAUCAAGUUCGUGCGUCUCAUCUGCUUAUUAAGCACAGUGGAUCACGUCGUCCUGCGUCCCGUCUAUCCAGUAACAUUACACGCUCCAAGGGUGAAGCUAUUGACCAAUUACUUCAACUACGUGCUCAAAUCGUGUCAGGCCAAGCGAAAUUUGAAGAUCUCGCGUUACAAUACAGUGAUUGUAGCAGUGGCACACGUGGUGGUGAUCUUGGUCCCUUUGGUCGUGGUGCGAUGCAAAAACCCUUUGAAGACGCAACAUUUGCAUUGGCAGUGGGUGAAUUGAGUGAUGUGGUGGAUACGGACAGUGGCGUUCAUAUCAUUCUUCGUACUGCGUGA